AUGCUCCGAACUAGGUUGGUCCACUCCUCGCUCGGGGACAGUACAGUCAGGGCGCUAGUAGGGAGGGGCUGCCCGCAGGGGGGGGUCAUCUCGCCGCUGCUGUGGCUCCUCGUUGCGGACGGGCUUCUCACUGGGCUUGAGAGACUGGGGGUGGACGCAAUCGGAUACGCAGACGAUGUGGCUUUGCUCCUGAGUAGCAGGAAUGAGGGCAUACUACACCAGAGGAUGCAGAAUGCGCUGGACUAUGUUCAGCAGUGGUGCACCUCUCAUGGACUCAGGGUAAACCCGAGCAAGACGGAGAUGGUGCUCUUUACUAGCAGGAGGAGGUGUGUCGUAAGACCCCCCUCCAUUUAUGACACAGUUCUGGGCUUUUCGAACGAGGUAAAAUACCUGGGGGUAUGGCUCGAUAGAAGGCUUAGCUGGAAGAAGCACAUCACCAUGCAGACGAACAAAGUCAUCAUGACUUACUGGGCAUGCAGGAGGAUGUUUGGCAGCACGUGGGGGCUUAGGCCCAGAAUCGUGAAAUGGAUCUACACGGCCAUAAUGCUCCCACAGCUUGCGUACGCUGCUGUUGUCUGGUGGACGGCAAUGAACAAAGCCUGCCACAGGAAAACGGUAGACAGGACGGGCAGGAUUGCGAUGCUGGGAAUUACGGGGGCCCUCUGGACGACCCCCACCUCAGCACUGGAGGCUCUGCUCUUUCUCCAGCCGCCCCACCUUCACAUUAAGGAGGUGGCGAUGAUCUCGGCUGCGAGAUUACGACUGCAAGGUCGAUGGAAGGAGGCCAGUAGUGGUCAUGCGGCAAUGCUCACGGCGGACAGCGAACUUCGGGGACUGCUGUCCUGGGGAGGAGAUGCCUGUUUUAAGGUCAACCUUGGAUAUGGGGCAACCCAACUAGGGAGUGACAGAAAGUGGACGCCACCGACGGGGCUGGUCUGGUACACGGAUGGCUCCAGAAUUGGUAAUAGAGCGGGGGCAGGGAUCUGGUCUGAGGGACCUUCAAUUGCAAGGGCCCUUGGAUUUCACCCGCAUACGACCAUGCUCCAAGCAGAGCUUGCAGCCCUGAAAGCCUGUGCCAGGGAAAUUCUGGGCAGGGGGGACAGGGGCAAGAAGAUAUACAUCUGCUCAGACAGCAGGCGUGCGUUGAGGGCACUGCUCAAGAAUGAGAGUUGCUCUCGAUUAGUCAACGACUGCACUGACCUGAUGGAAAGGGUGGCUUCCCAUAAUCAGCUGGAAGUGGUCUGGAUACCGGGCCACGCUGGCAUCCUCGGCAACAAGAAAACCGACGAGCUGGCCAAAAGAGGUUGCCUAGAGGUUGCGCCAACAGAGGAGAACCCAGUGGGGGUGCACAUAGACUUCGUUAAGGAUAUGAUCUGGAAACGAGCGGAGAGGGGGGUUGUGGAAAGGUGGCGCUCUGAAGAGGGCGCCAAACAUACAAGGACCCUUUUUCGUGAACCUUCAAAACAGCUGGCGGAGAUGCUGGUAGGGCUGAACAGGAUACAACUCCGGUCUUUGAUCGGACUUAUCACUGGGCACUGGCCCCUAGCCUCAUACCUGGCGAAAAUAGGCAGAGGAAGUGACCCUACCUGCCCGAAGUGUGGACUGGCGGACGAAAACCCGCACCACUUAGGCACCAGAUGCAGUGGUCUUGACGAGAUCCGUUGGGACGUCUUUGGGACCACUUGCAUCAAGGACAUGUAUGUCGAUAUGGACGGCAUAGAUGGGCUCUAUGAGUUUGCUCGAAGGGCCAACAUACUUGCACCUAUUGACUAG
Molecule: messenger RNA, 1773 nt
Organism: Fopius arisanus
Lineage: Eukaryota; Metazoa; Arthropoda; Insecta; Hymenoptera; Braconidae
Exons: 1
Coding region: 1-1773 (590 amino acids)
Molecular function (GO): RNA-DNA hybrid ribonuclease activity; nucleic acid binding
Source: RefSeq, a predicted model, not a curated record